Camelus dromedarius (Arabian camel) is the source of this 6509-nucleotide messenger RNA. RefSeq names its product multifunctional ROCO family signaling regulator 1 (gene MFHAS1). NCBI's taxonomy places the organism in Eukaryota, Metazoa, Chordata, Mammalia, Artiodactyla, Camelidae. The record is from RefSeq and is a predicted model, not a curated record. The transcript has 4 exons. Gene Ontology annotation, molecular function: protein binding. The coding region runs from base 579 to 3725 and encodes 1048 amino acids.
CGCCCUCCCAGCGCUGGGGACGCGGCGCUCGAGCUCCCGCCCGAGCCCGGGAAAACGGAGACGGGGAGGCGGCCCAGCUCUGCGCCCGCAUCAUGCCCGCCGCAGAGCCAGGCGCCGCCGUCCUCGUGGAGCUCGCGGAGGUGACGACGCUGCGGGCCGCUGGGCCGCGGCAGCGAGGGUAGCGGGGCCCCGGCCCCGAGGCGCCAGAGGCGGGCGGAGAGGGAGGGGGAGCGGCAGGCAUCCUCCGCGGCGCGGCGGGCGGGCGGCGGCCCUGCUGCCCCGGCGCGCCCCUGGCCCGGGAGCCCAGAGAAUGCGAGCUGCGCUCCACGCCGGCCGCUGCCUACCCCCGCGCCCCGUGCCCGGGGCCCCCCGGAGCUGCUCGCUUCGCCGCCGUCCUCCAGCUGCGGGCGCCCGGCCGCUGGCUGCGCUAGGACCCGCCGCGGCCGCCGCCGGUCCCCGAGGGCUGGUGGGAAGGGAGGAGCGGGAGCGAGAGGGCCCCGGAGACUGGCGCCAGGUGGGGCGCAGCGCGGCAUGUAGCUGCGGGCUCCCUCUAGAAGGUGUCGGCCCGGGGCCCCGCCAUGGCGGGGACGGGCAGCGGGAACCUGAAGACUGUAAGGCUGUGGCGGGACGCCGCCCUGCGCGCCAGGAAGCUGCGGAGCAACCUGCGCCAGCUCACUCUCAGCGCAGCGGGGGGCUGCUCGGGGGCCGACCAGAUCGACUCCCCCAACACCCCCCAGCUCAUGCUGCCGGCCAAUAUCGGGGACAUUGAGGUGCUGAACCUGGGGAACAACGGCCUGGAGGAGGUGCCCGACGGGCUGGGCUCGGCGCUGGGCAGCCUGCGCGUCCUGGUCCUGCGCCGGAACCGCUUCACCCGGCUGCCCCCGGCGGUGGCCGAGCUGGGCCAUCACCUUACGGAGCUAGACGUGAGCCACAACCGGCUGAGCGUCCUGGGCGCCGAGGUGGUAAGUGCCCUUCGCGAGCUGCGGAAGCUCAACCUCAGCCACAACCAGCUGCCCUCCCUGCCCGCCCAGCUGGGCGCCCUGGUCCACCUGGAGGAGCUGGACGUCAGCUUUAACCGGCUGACGCACCUGCCCGACUCCCUCUCCUGCCUUUUCCGCCUGCGCACCCUCGACGUGGACCACAACCAGCUCACGGUUUUUCCCAGGCAGCUGCUGCAGCUGGUGGCCCUAGAGGAGCUAGACGUGUCCAGCAAUCGGCUGCGGGGCCUCCCUGAGGAUAUCAAUGCCCUGCGUGCACUCAAGAUCCUCUGGCUGAGCGGGGCCGAGCUUGGCACCCUUCCCAGUGGCUUCUGCGAGCUGGCCAGCCUGGAGAGCCUCAUGCUGGACAACAACGGGCUGCAAGCUUUGCCCGCCCAGUUCAGCCGACUGCAGCGACUCAAAAUGCUCAACCUCUCCUCCAACCUCUUUGAGGAGUUCCCUGCUGCGCUGCUGCCCCUGGCUGGGCUGGAGGAGCUCUACCUUAGUCGCAACCAGCUCACCUCAGUGCCAUCCCUUAUCUCGGGCCUGGGCCAUCUUCUCACCUUGUGGCUAGAUAAUAACCGGAUCCGGUACCUGCCGGACUCUAUCGUGGAGCUGACCGGCCUGGAGGAGCUAGUCCUCCAGGGGAACCAGAUCGCUGUGCUGCCAGACAACUUUGGCCAGCUCUCCCGGGUAGGCCUGUGGAAGAUCAAGGACAACCCGCUUAUCCAGCCCCCCUACGAGGUCUGUAUGAAGGGGAUCCCCUACAUCGCAGCCUACCAGAAGGAGCUGGCUCAUUCCCAGCCAGCAGUCCAGCCCCGCCUCAAGCUGCUCCUGAUGGGCCAUAAGGCUGCAGGAAAGACCCUGCUCCGUCACUGCCUCACUGAGGGCAGAGUGGAGGGGAAUCAAGGUGGAGGUGACAAGGAGAAGAGCUACCUCCCUUCAUCUCCUCCCGUGAGCAAGGGCAUCGAGGUGACCAGCUGGACAGCAGAUGCCUCCCGGGGCCUGCGUUUCAUCGUGUAUGACUUGGCCGGGGAUGAAAGUUACGAGGUGAUCCAGCCCUUCUUCCUCUCCCCCGGGGCCCUUUACGUGCUGGUGGUUAACUUGGCCACCUAUGAGCCGCUGCGCUUUCCCACCACCGUGGGCUCCUUCUUGCAUCGGGUGGGGGCCCGGGUGCCUCAUGCCGUCGUGUGCAUUGUGGGCACCCACGCAGACCUGUGCGGGGAGCAGGAGCUAGAGGAGAAGUGUCUGGACAUUCACCGCCAGAUCGCCCUGCAGGAGAAACACGAUGCUGAGGGGCUGAGCCGUCUGGCCCAGGUGGUGGACGAGGCACUGGCCCGGGACUUCGAGCUGCGUUCCGCCAGCCCCCAUGCAGCCUACUACGGUGUUUCCGACAAGAACCUUCGGCGGCGCAAGGCUCACUUCCAGUACCUGCUCAACCACCGGCUGCAGAUCCUCUCCCCCGUGUUGCCCGUGAGCUGCAGGGAUCCCCGCCAGUUACAGCGCCUUCGGGACAAAUUGCUCUCGGUGGCUGAGCACCGGGAAAUCUUCCCCAACUUACACAGAGUGCUUCCUCGAUCCUGGCAGGUACUGGAGGAGCUGCACUUCCAGCCGCCUCAGGCGCAGCGGCUCUGGCUCAGCUGGUGGGACUCGGCUCGCCUGGGCCUGCAGGCGGGGCUGACCGAGGACCGGCUGCAGAGUGCCCUCUCCUACCUGCAUGAGAGCGGCAAGCUGCUCUACUUUGAGGACAGCCCGGCUCUCAAGGAGCACGUCUUCCACAACCUCUCGCGCCUCAUCGACAUCCUCAACGUCUUCUUCCAGAGGGAUCCUUCCCUGCUGCUGCAUAAGCUGCUCUUAGGGACCAGCGGUGAGAGCGAGGGGGAGGGUGAGAGCUCCCCACUAAAGGCUCUGUCCACCCAGAGCCAGGACACGCUUCGGGCCACGCAGCUCCAUCAUUACGUGGAGGGCUUUCUGCUUCACGGGCUCCUGCCAGCCCAUGUCAUCCGGUUGCUGCUUAAGCCUCAUGUCCAGGCUCAGCAGGACCUGCAGCUGCUGCUGGAGCUGCUGGAGAAGAUGGGACUCUGUUACUGCCUCAACAAACCCAAGGGCAAGCCUUUGAAUGGGUCCACGGCCUGGUACAAGUUCCCGUGCUAUGUGCAGAACGAGGUGCCCCACGCGGAGGCCUGGAUUAAUGGGACCAACCUGGCCGGGCAGUCUUUUGUGGCUGAGCAAUUGCAGAUUGAAUAUAGUUUUCCCUUUACUUUUCCACCUGGCUUGUUUGCACGCUACAGUGUCCAGAUUAACAGCCAUGUGGUGCACAGGUCGGAUGGCAAACUUCAGAUCUUUGCAUACAGAGGGAAAGUCCCUGUGGUGGUGAGUUACAGACCUGCCAAGGGGGUCCUGCAGCCAGACACUCUGUCCAUUGCCAGCCAUGCAUCAUUACCAAACAUAUGGACGGCAUGGCAAGCCAUAACCCCCUUGGUAGAGGAACUGAAUGUCCUACUUCAAGAAUGGCCUGGACUGCACUACACCGUGCACAUUCUCUGUUCUAAGUGCCUUAAGAGAGGGUCGCCCAAUCCACAUGCUUUCCCAGGGGAGUUGCUGAGUCAGCCCAGACCGGAAGGAGUGGCAGAGAUCAUUUGUCCCAAGAACGGCAGCGAGCGGGUGAAUGUUGCCUUGGUGUACCCACCCACACCGACUGUGAUCAGCCCCUGUUCCAAGUAUCUCCAUACUUUCUUGGACAAUUAAGUGGAAAAGAUAGUGCUUCUUUCCCUUAUGCCAUCAUUUUUACUGUACCCACUCUGUGACUUUAGGAGCACCAAUUUUUAAGGGAAGAAUGCUGGUGAAAAGCACAGAAACCAGUGACUUUUAUGGCUGUGGAAUUUCCGUGGAGAUUAGAGCCUCAUCGGGACUCAAGCUGGACCAUCUUUCGUGCCCGGCACACCCUGCGUCCUCCCGGGCAUGUUCCAGGACCUUGCGUGCGUACGUGUGCAGGGUGCUUUCCGGGGAGGAGGCACACCUAGCUUGUAGGUGAGGCGGGGAGGGGAGGAGGGGAGGAUGGGAGAGAAUAUGGAGCAAAUAUUUUACAACCUGAACCUCAGAACUGUGAUCCUCCAAGGAGAGCGCUACUUGAAGAAAAGGAAAAAAAAAGUCAAAUGGCUUCUCAGGGAUUUUGUUUUCCAUGCACAUAUAAGCCAUAGUUCCAGGAAAGGUGGCAGUAUUUAGAGCACUCAGAUUUCAGUUCUGUUAAAUGUGAAAGAGGGAUUGACUGACCAUUCAUUGCCGUUCCAUAACUAGUGUAAAAUAUGUAUAUGUUUAUCUUUAUUUUUAUAAUAUGCAAAUACAUUUAAAUUUAUACAGUUUGAAGCUUCUAGCGUUAGCUGACACUGGGUGCAAUAUUCUGACGAGAACUGUGCCAAGAUGGGGCUUUCUUAUUUUAGCCUAGGAUCUUUUUGUUUAUUCUUUAUUCUUUAAUCCUUUGCAGAUUAAAAAAAAAAAAAGAUAUUUCUCUCUCUGCCCACGGAUUAAGUGUUAGUUCAUAGAGGUUGACACUAUCGGUAAGUCGUGCAUUUCAGGUCCCCUCCCCUCCUUUUAAAUAAAGGUCCCUGCCUGCAAACCGCUAGACAGGGCAAUAGGGUUAGUCCUGUCCUUUGCCCACAUAUGACUAGUGCUGGGCAGAGUCCUCCUUCCUUCAGGCUUUGUGAUGACUGAGUUGUCCCUGGCUGAGAGGCUGACAGGGGCCUGAUGUUAGGAUUCGUCAGGGGACGGGGACGAAGGGCUCCAUGAAUCCAUGGAAAAGCGGAGUCUUGCAAUAGCUUAUGAUAAUCAGGAGUCUGUUGUGAAGUGUGUGAAGAGCUCUGCUAACAAGUCCUUUCCCCCCAGAACAGCCUGUGCAGUUUAGCAGGGCGCUCGAAACCGCCCCCCCCCCCCCCCCCGGGCUGCCCGGCCCUCAGCGGGGGCUGCCCGCCUGGGCGCACGGCUCCCGGCAGCCGGGCUGCUGCCGGGGCCUACUGAAAGCCUGGUUUAAAAUCUCCACAAGGUGAAACUUAAAAAGCCAACCAACCAAACUGCUCCCUCUCCUACUUCUCAUCCAGCCCAGACAGCCUCUGCUACAACAGUAACACAUUCUUUUAAGAAUGUGAAGGGUUCUGUUUACAUCUGCCUGCCUCCUCCCGUGUUGACUGAAAAUGUGUAAAACUGCUUCUCACUCGUGUGGAGCAAGAAAAGUGAGUCCGCUGGUAUUAUUCUUUGACUUCCUUUAUCAAGUAUUGACUCUCAGAAUGGCGCAGUAUGUGGAGUCUCCACAUAUUUUUUAAGAGAAAUAACAAAGCGGCAAGUGGCCACAGUGGGGAAAACCAUGAAUUGAUUUUUGUAGAUUAUUUUGUGCCCCAGGAGUGAACCUCGUUAACUCCAGAACCUCCAGGUAAACACGACUGGACUCUUACACUCCUAAAAUCAAAUGGGAUCAGACUAGUUCUGUACUUUUUAAUACUUGAAAUCGAAUACGACACCUUGAAUUGGGAUUUCAUUUUCUUUUAAGCAGUCACGAGAUUCACCUGGUUCAUCCCUUUGUCACAGUUCUCCUGCGCGUGUGCAUGUGCGCGUGGGGGUGUGUGUGUGUGUGUGUGAACUAAAUGGUAACAUUGAAUUGCUUUGGGGGGCAUAAAAGUUUUGAUUGGCACUGGACGGUUCCUAAACUGUCAAAUUAACUGGCUUUGACCAGUCUUUUGAAAAGACUGUUAAGUGUGUGACUUCAGGCUAACUCCCCAGGGGACCGUAUUAAUGGGGGGAAAAAAGCUCCUUUGGGUGACACAUCCUGCAAAGUGUUUGCUAUUAUGAACAUAGAUGCCCACAUUCUUAAUAUCUGCUAUUUUCUGACAAGUGAUGUUUUCUGCUGUCAUCUGAACCCUAGAGAAGCAGUGUGAGAGGAAAUCUUGGUGUCACAUGUAUUUUAGCAAGAAGGUCAUCAUGAUAGAGGGUCAUGUGACCACAAGCAGCUCCAGAAAAGCUUGAGAACUUGCCUCAGGAGGAGGGGAUGGUGGGAGAUAGAGAAACACUCUGCUCUGUAGGAACUGUCUUCAUCCAUGCAGGAAAUUCCAUGUUCUCUUUCAACACCUGGGAGGACUCAGCCAGGGAGGCUGACAGGCAAUUCACUCAGCACAAGGGGAACCUUUUCCAACAAAGUCGUCCCCUGCCUCGCAAGCAGACGCCCUCCAAGUUUGUUAUGGUUUCUAUUCCUGCAAUGUGUGGUAUCAAAACCACUUCCUGGAAUUGUAAAAACGCUGCCAGAAUAAAUGUUUUUCCCCCUUCCAAGAAAAAAAACGACAGUGCUCGUAUCUGACGCUUGUGCAUUAGACUGAAUGAAUAAAAAGGAAAGGGUUUGGUGUAAUUCCUGUAGGGUGUGUGUUCUUUUUCAUGCCACAGUUUGUGAAUUGUAAUUGUGGUUUCCUAUUUAAUUGUCGUGACCGGGCAGAAAUUAAAAAAAAAAAAUUCAAAAAGGUGUAAUAAAAAUACAAAGAAAUGGUUAAGCAA